GCGACCUAUCAUCAUUCAAAUUCAAUGAUUCGGGUUACAACAGUAACACACAGUCACCGAAAAUAACCUACCCAGUAGCCUACUUUUGGGGACGUUGAAGAAGUCUUACUCUCAUAUAUGCAACUGUUGACUUUUCCCUCAGGCUGAUGAGGCACGGGACGUUCAAAAAGUGCCAUGUGAGUUGAUGUCGACAACCAAGGCAUGCCGAAUGCACUGAUAACAAUGUAACGGAUUCUAGAAUCAUUCCGCUGUGCUGUCAGUGAUUGACACAUUUAACCGGACCGUUCAAGUCCUUCAAGAAGGCAGAUAAAAGAAAGUCACCCACAUCUGGAAUGGCAUGAGGAUAUAUGUUGGGUAAAGGGUCAAAGCGGAAACUAGAUGAGGAUGAAGAGGGCCUGGAAGGCAAAGCGUUGGCGGCAGGGGCCGGAGCAUUGACUGAUGGCCUCUCUAAGGUCUCCUACACACUGCAGAGGCAGACCAUCUUCAACAUGUCCCUGAUGAAGCUGUACAACCAGCGGGCACUUACCGAACCCAGCCUGGAAAAGCGUGUGCUCAUCAACAACAUGUUGAGGCGCAUCCAGGAUGAGCUAAAGCAAGAGGGCAACCUGCGGCCACUCUUUUUUCCCCCCUCCCCUCCGCCAGACGACCCUGUGGACGAGAGUUUCUGCGAGGCGCAACCUGCCUUCAGCGUGCUGUCUAUGGUGGCCCAACCGCUGUCCCAGUCUCCCGCACUCUCUGCUCCAGUCCUUAUGUCCCCCUCGCCAGGACUGUCAAACCCAGCUCCUCUGGAGUCCUGUCUUACCCCAGCCUCACUCUUAGAGGAGGACAGUGUCACUCUUUGCACAACACCCUCUCCGCUAGCUCCUCCUCCUCUCCCCAGACUCCCUCCCUCAGUGGCCAGGGACAGCUUCUCUUCUGCCCUGGACGAGAUUGAGGAACUCAGUCCGUCUCCAUUACCACCAACUACAGCAGUGCCCGGUGCUACCUCUCCCACUUCCUCCCCUACAGUGGCCCUCCACAUGCCGUUGUUGCCCCCCACCUUAAACUCAGGGGACUCCAAAGACUGCUGUAAGCCCUGCAGCCCAAAGCUUGAAGGGCUGGUCCCAUUGCCUGAGGAACGGCCAGCAGUCCCCAAUGUGCCAUCCAGAUUGCUGGAGUCCCUUCCUCCUAACAGCCUGGACAUGAACACCUCACCCACCUCCUCGUCCUCAGGCUUUCUAACAGACCUAGCCCUGGACGACAUUCUCUUUGCAGACAUUGACACAUCCAUGUACGAUUUUGACCCCUGCACCUCUUCCUCAGGUGCUACCUCUUCAAAACUGGCACCCAUGGUGACGGCAGACGAGCUUCUCAAGACUCUGUCUCCCUACAGCAGUGCUACUCCUGCAGUCACCUCAAACCAGCCUUUUAAAAUGGACCUCACUGAACUGGAUCAUAUUAUGGAGGUGCUUGUGGGAUCAUGACCAGGUUUGGAGGGAAUUGGGAAAGAAAUGCAAAACCAAUCAAAUAAUUUUUUGUACAAACUGAGAAUGGAACUGAAGAAUCACUUUGUGAGUGUUUUUGUACAGUUUUUAAAGACAAGGAAAUUGAAAUUUUAAUGAUGAAGUUUCCCAGUACUACUUCUCAACACUGUGCAUGCACUGUGCUUGCCUUUUCCAAAAAUUAACAUGAAGAAAUCUAUGGAACAAACUUUGGCUUCUGGCAGAUCUGAGUGCCUUCAUCAUUUAUGACCACUUGGUAAAUUCCGGUCCAUUCAUCCUUGUAGCUGUCUUUUAUCAUUUCUAAUCGAACAAGACAAAUCAUCAGAGGAGUAGUAUCUUUCUUCCCCCUCCUCAGUGGACAGGUGCAAGAAUGUGCAAUGACAGCCCUAUUUUCUUCUUUCAUUUUCACAAAGCACAAAGAUUUUUAAAAGAGGAACUUAUUUUGUGUUCAUGUUUUUCUACACAGAGAUAAUGCUUCUAGCAAUUUUUGUAAUAUUUAAAGUGGUCUGUUAUUUUGCUGUCAGUCAUUUAUUAACUUUCGUCUGCUUCCAUUUUAAUGUUAAAGUGAAACGUGAAAUGUACUCAUUUAUGGAAGAUGCUUUACCUUUACCAGGUUAUUGAUACAUCUGUGCAGUGGUUAGAUAUUUACAGUCAACCAAAUUUCUUGUAAUCUGCCAUAACGGCUCAGAUUCCAUGUGUUUACAUCUCAGCUGGCAAUAAGUGAACAUUAGAUCUGAUGCAUAGUGUUUUACAGAUAGGUUUCUUUGAUACAGUGGGAAAAUUACCAAGCCAAUGCUACAAUCCCUUUAAUGUAUGCAAUCAAUGCUUUUCUGAUCAGUAAUAAGCAAACCAUCAACUCCUCGCACCCAUUUCCUUGUUAUCUGUGUUCAAGGCAUCAUCAUAACUUCACUGUUUUGGCCUUUGUUCUGGCUUUAUAUCAUACGCUUGACACAGUGGCUUUUUCAAUUUUAAUGCUACACUAAUGCACAGCAAGAGGGUCUAUGCAUGUCUGUUCAUGCAAAGAGGAAAAAAGCUCUACACAGACACGUAAGUUCAGGGUUGCUGUUUAUAUGAGCCCAUUUUCAACUAAUUUCCCAUUGACCUUUGUAUAUGUCUCUCAUCAGUACAACGGUACAUUUCUGUUAACAUACUAAUGCAUGCAGGAAUAUAGCUCAUAAUUGUACAGAUGUCAGAUAUAUGAUUUUUUUUAUAUUUUAUCUUAUUUAUACCAUUGUUUGAGUUUUAAUUUAAAUAAUCUGUUCAUGUUUACAUCAGAUUCUCACUCUGUUGCCCUGCUGGGUUUCCUCUUAGUGUUGUUUGGCCAGUAGAAAUGGUUGCAUUACACUGAAGUGGAAGAUUAUUUGGUAGUGUUUAAAAUAUUGUUCUGGGUUUAAUACAAGUUAAGCUCAUUCGACAGCAAUUGUUUCAUAAUGUUGAUAAUCACAAAACAUUCUUUUUUUAAAUGUGGUUAUAGUAAGCUCUUCCAAAAUAAGAGAAUAGGGCCAAGUCAAUUAACAUUAAAAUAUACACUGUUUCAAAAAUAUAGCCAUAAGACAUAAACAGUAUACAUAUUUUAGUGUAGUAAUAUCAAGGAUUUACCUGCGUUAUAGCAGUAGCCAGAUUACAGGGUUUACCAGCAUCAUGUUGUCAUGACAACAGUGUUGUAGCCUAAUUUUGGAUAUAACUUCACACAGAUUAGGUUAGAAAGUGAUUUUCUCACUCUAAAAUCAUGUUUAGUACAUGUAAUGGCUAUACUUUUGAAACUAUGUUUAAUGUUUUUGGACUGGCCCCAUUCGCUUCUGUUGUAUGUGCCUUAAGGUAACCACAGUUGGUGCUUUUUUUUUUUUAUAUUAUAUAUUUAUAUAAAUAUUAUUUUGGGGGGUAAUUAACAUUAUGCCCCAAAUGCUGUCCAGAGAGCUGAACUUUUACAGAGCCCAGAAUAUUCCUCUUAACAUGCACUCAUGGUAUUUGUUCACCAGAAGAGUUUGUAAGUUUGCUGAAGUAAAAUUCUUUACACUAAGCUUUGGAGUUUCAUUCAGUCCUAUUGUCAUUCCCUUUCCCAUUGUUGAAGAGUAUUCUGCAUGAAUGUGCAAUAGAAAGCACAGUAUAUUUGCAAAGAAAACUCUAUAGAUCACUGAAUUUGAUUGAUUCAUCAGAUUGUUUAGAAUAUUAUUUUGUGUGCGGUUCACAUGUUUGAAUUACAAGAAAAGGGACCAUUUAUCAUAUAAGUUGUAUUAUUUUCAUAGUGCAGUCUUCUGUAUUGCACUAGUUCUCAUUAAAAAUAAGGAUAUGGAUAUACAAACUGAAAAAAAAAAAAAAUGCUGUGCACAAUAUGGCUUUGUUUAAUGAAUCAAUCAAACAUCCAUUGCAGUGAGCAAUGAGGAAGGGAAGAGAACAUGUUUCACAUCAAAAAUUAAAUUUCUUUUUAACAGGUUAUUCAUCUUGUUCAGAUGUGACCAUUAAAGAUCUGAGAUAUGAACUUACUGUCAGAGAGACCUUGGCUAGAGGCAAGCAUUUGAAUUUGUUAAAACCCCAAAUUCAAAGGAGAGAUUGUCUGAGAAUUUUAAACAUGUGUAAAUGAGAGCCAAUCGGACAAUACUAUUGAAUUAAAACUAUGAUUAAUAUUACUUAUAGGAUUGCUGGGGGGUUUGGAGUGAUUGUUUUGUUUGAAGUUAUUUAUUUUUCAUUUUCUGUGUAAAUUAAUUUAUUUAAGCUAACAUCCAGAUUGUAAUUUGUACAGAAUAUGAGAUAGGAAUGUAUUAUGCUUACAGGAAUGUAUCACUGCUUAUUAAUUAGGGUGGAAGCCAUUUUAUUUAAAAAAAAAAAAAAAAAAUGUUCAUCUUAUUUUAAUAAUGCAUUAUUUUAUGUCUGUUAAGUUUAUUGUAUUAUAAUUUGGGGUGGUAUUUGUGUUAGUCUCCAGGUCAACACUCCUAGCCCCUAUUUAAUUACAAGUAUUUAAUAUUUUUAUGUAUUUCAGAUUGUGUGCAACGGAAAGGUUUGUGAAGCAAUAUUUUAUUCUCUACAAACUUCAGAAUUUCAAUCUUCCAAAGCCUCUUGCUGGGAAAGUCUUUAGAUAACCUUCAAUGCCAAAUGUAAAAAGAAAGGCAGCAUGAUUUCUGAUGUUGGUUGUUAUUUUUAAACGGUAUCUCGGUAUCUUCAGCUCAUGGUUCAAGCCACAAUUUUGGCGAAGUUAAAGUGAAGUGGUUUCAGGAUAGUGACCACCGGGAUUAUUUGUGUGUGAAUGUGUGUUUGUGAGUGAGUGACAGAAAGCGAAAGAUAGUGCUGUGGGGGGUCCUAACCCUUUUUCUGCUCAUUAAGAAAGGCUGUAUCUUCAGGCUUUGGAGCUGUGCCUUUUUCUAUGCAAUAUUACCUACAUAUUUUUUUUUUUUUUUAAAUAACCCAUCAACUGAUGAUCACUGUAUUUGCUUCAAGGUGUGGACUGUAGACUGUAUAUAAAAUAUGGACAUGUGUCUAUGAAUUUGAAACAGUCUUACUUUUCUAGUUUUAUAUCAUACAAUAAACA
Molecule: messenger RNA, 5004 nt
Organism: Xyrauchen texanus (razorback sucker)
Lineage: Eukaryota; Metazoa; Chordata; Actinopteri; Cypriniformes; Catostomidae
Product: SERTA domain-containing protein 2-like
Exons: 3
Coding region: 348-1463 (371 amino acids)
Cellular component (GO): nucleus
Molecular function (GO): transcription regulator activity
Source: RefSeq, a predicted model, not a curated record